This is a messenger RNA of Hevea brasiliensis (rubber tree), 396 nucleotides long. Its product is annotated as protein PXR1-like. Lineage: Eukaryota; Viridiplantae; Streptophyta; Magnoliopsida; Malpighiales; Euphorbiaceae. The transcript has 2 exons. Bases 1 to 396 code for a protein of 131 amino acids. The record is from RefSeq and is a predicted model, not a curated record.
AUGAAAGCUGCUGGCAGAUUCAAAAAAGAAAAAGAAGAAGAGACUAAAGUUGAGGAUAGUGAUGAAGAAACAGAGACAAUGGUAGAACUAGUGAGAAAGAGGAAAGGCAAGGAAAAGAAGAAAAGAGAGAAAAAGCAAGAUGAAGAAAUUGAGAUUGAAGUUGAAUCUGAAUUAAAAUCAAACUCUGAAACAGAAUCUGAUAUUCUAGUAAGUAAGUUGAAAGAAGGAGGUUCUAAGAUAAAUGAAGGGAAGAGUUCUAAGAAGGAAAAGAAAAAGAAGUUGAAAAUGUCAGAAUUUAUGAAAAUGGCUAAGGCAAAUCUGGAUAUGAUGAAGGAAAUCAAGGAAAUCAGUGGAUUGAGUUUGAUUAUUUUGGACAAAUCUCAUGAAUUACAAUAA